GAGCUGUAAAACUAACCGCCAAGUCAAUUCGUCGUUUGUCUACUAAGAAUCUGACUCUCUUUGUAAGGUGGCGGGCUCCACGCACCAACCUUCUUGAGACCGUGCGCGAGGCGCGCUAGUGGGAUGCGGUAGACUGUCAUGAAUCGAUCCCAGAUCCCGUUCCGUAGGAUUAGCCUUGUCCGCUUGCGCGCCUCGAGUACGGUCUCACUAUGGGUGUGGUCACUACAGACUCGUUGCCUGAUCUAUUGAAUAUUUAUUCUCAUAAUCGAAGUCCUGAAAAUGGCUCGCAAGAAGGAAUACAAGGUCGUCGUGACAGGAGCAGCGCCCUUCAAGGAAUAUGAGCGAAAUCCUACGCAAGAUGUGAAAGAUAUGCUACCAACUCGUAUUGAGCGAAACCACAGGAUUCCUAUUACCAUCAUAAAAUUUCCUAAGGACUUUAGAAACGUCAUUACCGAUAUGGAUAUUAUUCCAAAGAUGUGGAACGGCCAGAAGCGCGUCUACGAUGAAGAUUGCGAAGAAGGAGACAAGAUAUACAUUGAUGCCAUGCUCCAUCUGGGCAUGAAUUUUGAUGAGUACUGGCAGAUUGAGAGGGUUGCUCGUCGAGAUGGUUAUGAUUGGGUCGGUGACGAUGGAGUCCCGUUACCAAAACAUAAUGGCGGUAAAGGAGGGAGAUGGGAGGGCCUGCCAGAAGUCCUGAAGCCCAUGUUUGACAUUGAACAUAUAGACGUACCUUUUAAAUCGUCAACAGACGCAGGGCUUUUGUAUUGUGAAUUUAUUUUCUACACAAGUCUCGCAGCUUUAUACACGCGAGAUGAAGAUUCAAGGGUUACCUUCUUACACCAUGCUGGGAAGAAAAUAGAGCCAAAAGAUAUCAAAGUUGGCGCGCAGGUAGCUGAGGCUGUUAUCUGCUCUCUGAUUGAUCAGAUAGAGAAGAACAGCACUUGCCAAUUGCGAAGCUUGGCCUAACUCUACUGUGUCUCGAGUUCGACUUAUGAAGUAGUUAUCUAAUUGGGAAGGAUGGGAAUAGCGCACGUUCGCCAAGAUGAUCGGCCUAAUAAGAAUUGGAACUUACCGAAUGAUUAGAUAUAUCUGUAGUACGCUGUUGCUUCGAUCGUCGAUUCCUCUGUAUCUAACUUCACUUACUCGGACUCUGGGUUAUCUGGAGAUCUACUCCAUCGCAAUACACCUGCCAGUCAUAUAGCGUUAUCUCAUUGCUUUUGUGGCUUUACAUCACCGCUCCAUAUCUGUCCUAAACCC
Pseudovirgaria hyperparasitica is the source of this 1257-nucleotide messenger RNA. RefSeq names its product peptidase C15, pyroglutamyl peptidase I-like protein. The transcript has 3 exons. The coding region runs from base 280 to 966 and encodes 228 amino acids. Lineage: Eukaryota; Fungi; Ascomycota; Dothideomycetes; Acrospermales; Acrospermaceae. Gene Ontology annotation, biological process: proteolysis. The record is from RefSeq and is a predicted model, not a curated record.